Emiliania huxleyi CCMP1516 is the source of this 696-nucleotide messenger RNA. RefSeq lists its product as hypothetical. The record is from RefSeq and is a predicted model, not a curated record. The transcript has a single exon. NCBI's taxonomy places the organism in Eukaryota, Haptophyta, Isochrysidales, Noelaerhabdaceae. The coding region runs from base 1 to 696 and encodes 231 amino acids.
AUGCUGCUGCCGUCCUGCUCUAUCCCGCCUGUGCGGCCGCUGCUGCUGCACACCGUCGCAACUUCGGGCGUCGCCAUGCUGGCGGACCCCGCGCUGGCUACGUCAUCGGCGGCGGAUCUGCCGCCCGCGACAUCAUUUGAGCCUCAGGGCGACCCGCUGCAGGCGGCGAUUCUAUUCUCGGUGGUUGCGCUCCCAUUUGCCUAUUGGUGGUACAUCUCGGUGCCCGAGGCGCGACUCGCGCUUGCAAAGGACAAGCGCCUCAAAGAAGGCGAAACUAAGAGAUACCUCGACGAGCUCGCGGACGACCCGAGCGGCAGGAAGGCCGAGCGCUGGUUCUUCGCCAAGUGGCUGAGACAGAAUAAGCCGAGCAGGCCUGCUGCUGCAAAGGCCGCACCAGAGGACGAGGCGGCGGCGCUACCGCCAGAGGAGGCGGCGGCGGCGCUACCGCCAGCACCUCCUCCAGAGCCCGCGCGCGACGCUUCGCUUGGGGUGCUAUUCAAACCGGCGUCGCUGAAAGGCAACGCGACGCCGAAGUUUUGGUCGGGAGACAACCCCAUCGUCGUCACGAUGGGUGGCCUUGCCCUAGCUGGCGUCGUCGCAACAGCGGCGCAGAGCGGCAGCGGCGCGCACGUGGCCGAUAUCGUGGUGCUGGGCGCGGGGCUGGCGUUUGGGCUGAGCAGGCUCACCCUCGACUAG